Molecule: messenger RNA, 10443 nt
Organism: Drosophila melanogaster (fruit fly)
Lineage: Eukaryota; Metazoa; Arthropoda; Insecta; Diptera; Drosophilidae
Exons: 1
Coding region: 171-1433 (420 amino acids)
Biological process (GO): mRNA splice site recognition
Cellular component (GO): U1 snRNP
Molecular function (GO): mRNA binding
Source: RefSeq, marked reviewed
CCAUUUUAGAACAUCCUCACGCACGCACGCACAGAAUUUUCUUAGGUGAUUAAAAGUGAGUGAAAAUUGAGAAUUUCCACACGCGUCGCACGCUAUUGGUCACAAAGCCAGUGAGAUAGCUGUCACUGCCACCGCUGCAGCAUUUUUCACGCGCUCCUGGCCAGAAGGAUAUGAGCGCGCCGAGCAACAAAAUGUCGGCCACCGAUCAGAUGCGAGCAAUGCUGGACCAGCUUAUGGGUACCACACGGAAUGGCGACGAGCGCCAACUGAAAUUCUCGGACCCCAGGGUCUGCAAGUCCUUUCUGCUCGACUGCUGUCCGCACGACAUCCUGGCGUCCACGCGCAUGGAUCUCGGUGAGUGUCCCAAAGUGCAUGACCUGGCUUUCCGCGCAGAUUACGAAAGUGCCGCCAAGACGCGCGACUACUACUACGACAUUGAGGCCAUGGAACACCUGCAGGCCUUUAUUGCCGACUGCGAUCGACGCACCGACUCCGCCAAGCAAAGGUUGAAAGAGACCCAGGAAGAGCUGACCGCCGAGGUGGCUGAGAAGGCCAAUGCUGUCCAUGGCCUCGCCGAGGAGAUUGGCAAGAAGUUGGCCAAGGCCGAGGCCCUGGGCGAGGCCGGCGAAGUGGAGGACAGCAUGGAGCUGAUGAAGGAGAUCGAGGAGCUGCGUGCUAAGAAGAUCAAGGCCGAGCACGAGUACCGCACAUCUAUGCCCGCAUCCACCUACCAGCAGCAAAAGUUGCGCGUCUGCGAGGUAUGCUCCGCCUACCUCGGGAUUCACGACAAUGACAUACGUCUGGCGGACCACUUUGGUGGUAAGUUACAUCUCGGAUUCCUCACUAUCAGAGAAAAGCUGAUCGAACUGGAGAAGACGGCGGCGCCGCGGAAGGCGGAGCUCAAGCGGACGGGUAAGAUGACGGACCGCGAGGACGAGGGACGCGGACGCAAUCGCUACUUUGUAGGUGGUCGUGAACUGGACCGCCGCUCUCGCGUACAUCGUUCCCGCUCCAGAGAACGACAGCGCAACCGGGAUGGGGACCGCGAACGCCCCAACAACGGACGCGGUCCUGAGGAGAAGGGGAGUGAGCGACCCAAGGAAGCGGCAGAUGGUCCGGAGCGAGCCGAAAGGGCACCAGAUCGUGGAGGACGGCGAGAUGACAGGGACAACCACGGCAGGGAUCAUCGCGAACGGGAACGCGAUGGCAGGCGGGAUCGGGACCGACAUGGACGCAACGACAGAGGACGCUUUGGUGACAGAGGCGGCGGUGGAGGAGGCGGUGGCCAUCACCGUGACGACAGACGCCGCUCAAGGUCCAGGGAACGCUCGCCACGCGAACGGCGGAACUUUAACCACUUCAGGGAUGGUGGUGGCGGCGGAAAUGGCCAGCGCAAACGAUCCUACUCCCGUGAGCGCAACUACCGCCGCUAGGCUAGAAUCCCGCCCAGCGCACGUACGUAGCAUUAAUCACAUGAACUAUAAUGCCACCACAAAUUGAACUACUGAAAACAACAGGAACCGAAUAUUCUUAGCGUAACCAAUAAAGCAACCUAGAGCCACACUUUCGACGCUCCAAUAUGAAGAUACAACUACCUUUGUACAUUUUUAAUAAUUUAAUUGAUUUCUAUUUUUGAUCUUGCGUUCCAACCUCUAAUGACAAAUUUUUGUUACUACCCCAAAGUAAACCGAACGCAGUCCAAGACCCCAGCCUCAAUAAAAACUUUAAGAGAAACGAUAUACUCGAUAUAAUGCGAUUGAAAUUAUAUAGUCCCCGUCCAGUCCAGUGUACUUGGCACGUAGAGACAGAAACCCAAACAGAAAAUAGAAAUCCCAACGAAUCGGCAGUGUUGUCAAUUAAAGUUCAGUUCAUUGUAAUUCGGUUAGGACACAGCGGCAGUCAAGUUAAAGAUAACUAAUUUAUAAGGAUUCAGAGCAGGAGAAACGUUUAAUAUAUGAUAUUUUGUGUGUUGUAUAGCUAGCUACAAGUUGGUAACAUUGACUGAAACCCAACCAAACCUGACCACAUUCGACCAUGUACUCUUCUCAGCUAACGAUCACGUUCACCCAGUCGAAGUCAACGUGUGUUGUGCAUCGCUGUCGUCCCGCUUUGGGGUAAGCCUCCACCAUAUUUAACUCUGACACACUCCAUCACUGCUCUGAUUUGAUUUCAUUUGAUAUGAUAUGAUUUGAUUUGAUUUGUAACCCCAAAGCGUUCUCUACUUGAAGUUCCGUUCCACACUUUCGCAGCCGCUUAAACUCUCGCACAGCUUCGGUACGUAUUGAGUAUGGCGAGGUGACUAUAUACAUUAUACCAGACCAAUGUUAGUUGUUUUGGCAGAUAUGCGUAUUACAUAGAUAAUCCAGAUAAUAUAGCUUGGGUACGUAUCCAUACCGGCCGACGACGUUUCCUUUUGAAUCGUCGAAUGAGAGUGUCGUUUAUUUAUUCGGUUCUGGGUACGUAUUAAUGUUAGAAGAUCACGACUGUGGUACGUAUACAUAUAACGACUAUAAUGGUGCCCCAUAAGCAAGCCAGGCUCUCUAGGGUUCUCGGCGAUCCAGAUCCCAACGUACGUAUUUCUCCUCCUCCUUUCUCUCUCUCUUGAAAAUAAAUAAUAAAAAAUACAAUCACCACAAACCAAAAUAAAUUUUAAUCUCGUAGCUGUUUAGAGGCAAUUGAAUUAAAAUCCGUUUCUUACUAAAUCUCUGUUUAUCUUGCCAAAUGGUACUUGAACCACUGUAAUGAUGAACUCCAAUUAAGAACACAAGUCCGUUUUAAGUUGAAGGCAGCCGUCGGGCUGACAUAUAUUUAUUCAAUUUCUUCUUUUGAUUUUAGAGUAGGCAGAAAUGGUUCUGUCAGCUCAACGUCUACAGAGUCUCUCUGAUUUUACAGUUUUUUAUAUAUUUUGACUUAGGCUAAUCCGCGUAGCUGCGCUGCCGGGUACGCCAGCAGCGGAGCGGCGUUCUUAUGUAUAUCUUAUAUAUCUAGGCUUAUCGGGAGAGCGAGAUAUGUAUGUACGUAUGUAAUAUGUAUUUGGUCGGCGUGUGAAUGCUGACCAUGCACUUAUACUUUUUGCCUUCGAGUGGGUGAUCAUGUUACAUCUGCCCUGGCCUAACUGCGUGCAUAAACAUAAACAUAAACAUAGCAACAAAGUGCUGCCAUAAGUUAAUAUGCUAUUUUAUUUAAUUGUUCUUAAUAUUGCAUAGGCACAUACUACAUCUCCCUCCUUUUGAAAAAUAACGUAACCUAGUGAAGUUAUUUUGAUUAUUAAAUGCAAAUUAUUUUAUUUUUAUUUUUAUUUUGUUUGUGUUUUUGUUUGAACAACAAUAGUUGAUUUUAUAAUGCAAAGAUAAAAAUAUACGUAGUGUAUGGAAAAUUUGUAUAAAUGAUUAAGGAAAAUAUAAGUUUAAAUUCAAUCAUGAAUGAAAUUUCUUUAAUCUAUCUUUAUGAACUAUUUGUUUUUUGUUUUUAUUAGUAAGUAGCGUAAUAUUGUUAUUAUCUCCUAUGCUUUCUAUCUUAUAGGGCCCCGUAUAUUUAAAGUCUAAUUUAUGACCUACCUCAUUUCUUAGUAAAACUUUAUCUCCUACUUCUAAUUCUAUGUCUUUUACUUUUAAGUCAUAAUUUUCUUUAUUUUUUUCUUUGUGUGCUUCAAGAAGUUUUCUUGCUCGAGCAUAUGCUACCUCUAACCUAUAUUUACUCUCCUUAGCGUAAUCAUCUAUGUUAUAUAUUGGUUCUAUGCUAUGUAGUUUAUUAAAAUGUUUUGGUAAAUUACUUGUUCUACCGAAAACUAAUUCAUAUGGACAAUAAUUAUGUACCAUAGAUUGGGUCGUGUUGAAGCAGUAUACGAAAUAUUGAAGCCAUACGUCCCAAUCGGUUUUGUCCGUCGAUAUGUAGGAUCGUAUAUACUCGUUUAAAGUUCUAUGACUUCUUUCUACUACUCCAACUGUCUGGUGGUGAUGAGCUGUUGAUGUUAUAUUUUUUAUUUUCAAAUAUUUACACAGGUCAGUAAUUAUUGAAUUCUUAUACUCUGUUCCCAUGUCCGUUAUGAACGUCUUCAUUGGACCGUACUUUAGAAUAAAAGAUUCAAAUAUAGCUUUUGCGACUGUUUUUGCGCUUUUAUUUGCUAUUGGUAUGGCAACUAAGUACUUGGUUAAAUCACAUAUGAGAGUGACUGCGUACUCGUUACCAUUUUCUGACUUGGGUAGUGGACCAAUUGUGUCCACAACAACUCUAUCGAAAGCAUGUUCUGGUGUUUCAGUUAUCGUCAUUGGAGUCUUUGUGUGCUUUGUUGUUUUUGCUUUUUGGCAUUUUUGACAUUUUCUUACGUACUCUUUUAUGUAUUUACUCAUAUUUUUCCAGUAAUAAUGUCUUUUGACCUUGGCCAAGGUUUUUGUAAUGCCUGUAUGCCCUCCUUGUAUUGGAUCAUCAUGUAAUGUAGACAAUAUAGCUUCUUUUUCUUUUUCAUUAUUUAUUUGGGUCACCGGGUUAAGUAGCGCUACUUUUAAAUUCUUUAAUAUUUUAUUGCCCAUAUUUUUAAAUUUAUCUAUUGAAACGUGUUCAAAGAUUUUUUUCCACGGUGCCAUUUUGAUUUGGCUGAUAUCAUAUAUACCGGCCUGCAAUUCAAGCCUUUGGAGAAAUUGAUCUAAAUCAAGAAUUCCAUUAGUAUAAAGAUCACCAACAUCAUAUCUUGCAAUAAUUUUCUUUCCAUGUUUAAAUAAACAUAUCGAGUCAUUCAAUUGCAAUGUCACUACUUUUCGUACCUCGUCAUUUGUUAUGACUUCGUAUACGUUGGGCUCUGAAGCUAUUUCUUUGGUUUGCUUUUGCAAAUCCAAUUGUUCUUUUCCUGCGCAGGAUUUUUGUCUACUUUGAAAUCUUGUAGUGACUUUUAAUAUAUUUCCAGUUAUAUCUUUUAGCUCUUUGAUGGUUAUUCUUGAUAACGCAUCUGCUACAUGAUUGUCCUUGCCCUUUAGAUACUCUACUGUAAAAUUAUAUUCCUCUAGUUCAAGCCUUAUUCUAGUUAAUUUAGAGCUGGGGUUCACCAUCGAGAAUAAAUAUGUCAAUGGUCUAUGGUCUGUUUUCACAGUGAAAUGUUUUCCGUAAAUGUAUGGUCUGAAAUGUAUUAUUGCCCAAUGAAUUGCUGCUAACUCUUGUUCUGUUGUACUCUUAUUGCUUUCACCUUUCGUAAAAGCUCUGGAUGCAUAAGCAACUGGGAGUUGGUGGCCAUUAUGGUUUUGAGUUAAAACUGCGCCACACGCUUGCUUGCUUGCAUCUGUUGUUAUGCAAAAUUCUUUGCUGAAGUCUGGGUACUGCAAGAGUGUUGGGUUAAUUAGCUGAGAUUUUAAAUGUAUGAAUGCUUUUUGACAUUCAUCUGUCCACUCGAAUGGAACAUUCUUUUUACAUAAUCUUGUUAUGUGCCGCGAAUAGUCGGCGAAAUUUUUGAUAAAACGUCUGUAGUAAUUGCAAAAUGCUACAAAACGUCUAGCGCUGUCCGCAUCAUGUGGAACUGGGUAGUUCUGAAUGACAUCAUAUUUUUUGUCAUCCGGCAAAAUUCCUUUGUCUGUGCAUUUGUGUCCCAAAAAUGUGACUUCAUGCAUGAAAAAUGAACAUUUUUCAGGAUGUAACUUUAGGUUGUAUUCCCUGCAUUUACCAAAAACUUCAGUGAGGUUUUUAAGCAUAUGUUUUUCGGAACAACCUAUGACUAUUAAGUCAUCCAUAUAAAGGAAUGCUUGAGACGGUUCUAUUCCGGAGAAUGCUAUAGUCAUCAUUCUUUGGAAUGAAUUAGGCGCUAUUUUUAAGCCAAAUGGCAAUCGCGUGAAACGAUAUGAGCCAUUGCUGGUUGAGAAAGAUGUUAUAUCUCUCGAGCCUUCAUCCAGUUCGAUUUGAUGAAAACCUGACAUUAAAUCAAGGCAGGAGAAAUAUUUUGCCCGACCAAGUUGGUCCAAAAUAUCAUCUAUUCUCGGUAGUGGAAAUUUGUCAGCUAAAAGUUUCUUAUUAAUUUGGCGAUAGUCUAUUACUAAUCUCCAUUUCUUUUUAUCAGAAUUCGGGCUUGACUUUUUGGGUACUAAUAGCAAAGGGCUAUUGUACUGUGAAACUGAUGGUUCAACUAUUUUAUCUUUUAUUAAUUUCUGAACUUGGGCUUGUAUUUCUUCCACUUGACUAUGAGGACUUCUAUAAUUUUUCGUGUAUACUGGCUCAUCAUCUUUUAAUCUCAACUGUUGUUUAUACAAAUUAUUAACUGUUAUAGGUUCUGAUUCUAAUGCAAAUAUAUCUAUAUAUUCGCUGCAUAUAUUUUCUAAUUGUGAUUUAAACAAUUCGGGGAAAUUUUUCUUUAAUUGAGAUAAGACAGUUUUAUUUCUGUGUUCACUAUUUGCCUGAACUACAUUGUAGUUCGAAAGUGGCUCAUAUUUUAGAGUGUCCAUAUUGACUAAUUGGUCGGAAUCGGUUGUAUUUAAAAUUCGGACAAAUGUAUUACUUGAUGUUGCGAUUGUAUUUGCAACAUAAAUACCAGUUUGAAUUUCCUGGUUUGGAAUUAAAAUGUUAUCAUCUUUUGAUGAUACUAUUAAUCUUCGGACAACUUGGGAUCUUGCUGGUAAUAACGUUGUGUUAAUACCAGAGCUGUAUGCUAUGGGAAUAUAUAUUGGAAAUUUCAAAUUGUUUGGUCUAAUUAUAAACCAAUCUUCUUCUUGGUUUAAAUCGAUUUGGCAAUUAUAUUUUUUUAUGAAAUCUAUUCCGAUUAUUCCAUCACACGGUAUUGGAAAGUUUUUAUCUACUAAAUGAAAAUCGUGUGGGAUAACGUAUUUACCUGUCUGUAUCUCAAUAAAAGUCUGUCCUCGAGACUGAAUUUUCUGUUGGCCUAUGCCUUGAAUGUUUAUUUUAUUGGUUAUUUGAAUAUUAGAAAAUUUGUCAGAGUUCUCUUUGAGAAUAGAGAUAUCUGCACCUGUAUCAAGUAGAAAAACUAGUUUUACGCCUGUUUUGGCAUGAAUGAAUGUAGAAAAUAUGUUGAGAUUAUAAUUGAUGGUGUAUACUCUACGAUCUUCUUCUACUGAGUACCUAAAGGCUGUUGCGAGUUUCCCUGUUCUUGGAUUACUCGUACAUUGGCAUUGUUUCUGUUGUAGUUGUUCUGACUGUUGUUACGGCCUCUGUUUCCAUUAUAACGGCCUCUGUUAUAGCCAUUAUAACGGUUAUUAUUUCCAUUAUAGCGGUUUUGAUAACCGUUAUUCUGGUAACCGUUAUUUUGGUAACCGUUAUUUUGGUAACCGUUAUGGUAGUUGCCUCUAAUACUAUUGUUAUUAAAGCCUCUACCGCGGUUACUACCUCUAUUGGCAUUUCCGUAUCCUCUAUUGGGUCUGUUACCUCUAAAGUACAUCACUUUAUUGAUGUCACCGGUAACUCUUGUACUCGUUCUUAUGUAUGCGCUUAUCGCUGCAUCCAUAGUGGUGCAAGUCCCUGCUUCCAGUACUGUUUUGAUACUUUCGUGCUCAGCACGAUGUAUCAUGGUUUCAAUUGCCUCUUUGGUGCUUAGACCAGUGGCAUGUUCUAGAGGUAUACCCUCAUCGAUAUAGGAAGCUUCUAAAAGUUUUCUCAGGCUAUCAACUUCAGCGGUAAAUUGCGUUGCAGUUUUACCUCUCUGCUGAACUGUUGCUAGCUUUGCUUUGACAUUACUGGAUGUCUCACCGACAACUACUUUCUGCAAUUUGUUUAUAAUUGCUGGAAUUGUCGUUUCAUUGUCAACUGAGUUCAAAAUUGUGCCAACUAUUUUUGACUUAAUGACCUCAACUGCAAUGUCUUCAAAUGGUCCCUUAGCUAGGUCUACCAAUUUGAUUGCCUUAAUGAAUCUUUGUAAAUGGAUCUUUUGCCCAUCAAAUUCUGGCACUGUGCAGGCGACUUCCCUAAUGUAAGACCUAAUGGCAGCUGCUUCUUCUGCCAUGGUUAAGUUAUUUUCGGAGUCGGCUGCGUUAUUUGUUUUAUCGUCGUUCUUCAGCAUUAAUUUUGCUGGUAUAGUUAGAUCGUGAAGAUCUUCCUCUUUAAUGUCUUCCUUGACUAUAGUCCUAUCUUCCUCGUCAGAGUUAGUGCUGUCUUCAUUCAAAUUUAUUCUUAGUGGGGUGUUUACUAUGGUUGGAAUUUCUAUCUGGAGACUGAAUUUAUUUUUUAUAAAUAUUAAUUUUUCUCUUAAUGUCACCAGUAGGUUCAAAGCCUUAGCACACUGUUUGCGUUCCAAAUUCUUUCUAUUUUGUUGGAUCAACUCUCUGAUUUCAUUAUAACUAUUUACCAAGACUUGGGCAUUCCUAUUGAUUGUUACAGCUUGUGUUGAUCUGUUUUGCGUUAAGCACUUAUAGGAUUUUCUGAAAUUUUCAUUUUGAUCUUUUAUCUGAUCAACAAGCUUUUCCCAGUCCAUGCUGUGGUAUACUCAUAACUUCAAAUUUAUUCAUUUGUAUAUAUUUUUUUUUUAAUGUAGAUAAAUUCAAUAUUACGUUUUAUAUUUUUUUUUUUAUUUAUUAUUUUUUUUUUCAUAUAAUUUUUCUCAUAUUUUCAUUCAUAAUUGACUUUAUUAAAGAUCUUCCUUAAAUAUUAUCUAUACCGUUAGCAGUGCUACGGUAUCGUUUCUUAAGACACUUGUUAUGCAGUUUGUAUAUUUUUAUUAAUGCAUUGGAUACCAUAAUUAAUGCAAUUACAAUUAGUAUUAUGGUUAUCCAGAACAAGUCUGCAUUUUGGACUUCUACUUUAUUUAUUACAUUGGCUGUAGAGUCCACAGUUUUAGUGUCUAUUAGACCCAUUUUGGGUAUACUAAUUUUAUAUUUUGGAGAAUAGAAUAGAAAAUUUCCUUUGUAUAUACUUUUAUUUUCAGUUUUACUUAUUUCAUUUGUCUCUAUAGACAUUUAUGUUUGGAAUUAUCUAUUUAUAAAAUCUUUCAAUGUUCGCAAGAGUAAAAAAAAUUGUAUUUUACAUUGUUGCCUGCCUGAUUCUAGCUAUGGCUUCACGGGCCAUAUUGGGUUAACAGGGCAUAAUAGUAUAUGCUCCGUUUUACAAUAUUUCUUACAAUUUUUCUUAUCUAUAUAUAUUUUAUAUUUACUUUAUAUUUAUAUAUAUUUAUUAUUAUAUUCUGCUGUUGAUGAUGCUCAUCAGGUGUCAGCUGGGCGUCGCCGGGGGUGGCACGCUGACACUCCCUCGCUGCUGUCUAUUUGUUGGGUGUCAGCUGGGCGUCGCCGGGGGUGGCACGCUGACACUCCCUCGCUGCUGUCUAUUUCUUCGCCGCUGAAGACGUCGAUGGUCGCUCACAAGUCCCCAGGCAGUGGGGACUCCAGAUUCCUUCGCAGCCAGGGGGGCAGGACUUCUUUGGUUUUGUUAAUGCUGGUGCUGGUGCUGGACAUGCCUGGUAUUUUGGAACUUCAUUAAUUGUGGGUAUAUUUUUAAUAUUAUCUGAGUGAGUUUUCUCGAGCUUAUGGGUCUUUAAUUCUUGCUGAUAUUGCAACAAGUGGUCUAGCUCUGCAUGUAGCUUUAGAGCUUUCGACCAAACCGGUGGCGUUUGCUGACCGUAUAUUAGCCACCUUACGUGGGCUAUACGUUUAUUCAGCUUAGUUUUCAAACCGCCACGGUGUUUGCCCAUACUCAAUAGAACUCUACUCACUCAGAUUUUUCCUUGGUUUUUGCAGUUCCAUUUAAUUAGUCCAGUCUUCUUCCAGUCCAGUGUUCCUUUGUUCCUUUGUUUUCACCAGCUUUGGUCAAUUCGUCCAGCGUUGGACGACUGUCACGGUCGCCAUGUAAUGAUGAACUCCAAUUAAGAACACAAGUCCGUUUUAAGUUGAAGGCAGCCGUCGGGCUGACAUAUAUUUAUUCAAUUUCUUCUUUUGAUUUUAGAGUAGGCAGAAAUGGUUCUGUCAGCUCAACGUCUACAGAGUCUCUCUGAUUUUACAGUUUUUUAUAUAUUUUGACUUAGGCUAAUCCGCGUAGCUGCGCUGCCGGGUACGCCAGCAGCGGAGCGGCGUUCUUAUGUAUAUCUUAUAUAUCUAGGCUUAUCGGGAGAGCGAGAUAUGUAUGUACGUAUGUAAUAUGUAUUUGGUCGGCGUGUGAAUGCUGACCAUGCACUUAUACUUUUUGCCUUCGAGUGGGUGAUCAUGUUACAUCUGCCCUGGCCUAACUGCGUGCAUAAACAUAAACAUAAACAUAGCAACAAAGUGCUGCCAUAAGUUAAUAUGCUAUUUUAUUUAAUUGUUCUUAAUAUUGCAUAGGCACAUACUACACCACAGAAUCGAUGCCGCCGCGGGGGCUCAGAUCAGUACAGUACAUGCCUAUAUGAUGAUGUGAGUAUUCGGGCCACUAAUCUCUGAUUACAAUCAAGCAAAUACCAAAUUUAAUCAUCGAUGACGGCUGUUCUUGGUUUAAUUUUUUCGACCAGCCAAGGAUUUUUAGAGUGGGAAUUAUGAGAGCAGUGUAAAGAGUUGUUUG